This is a messenger RNA of Rhineura floridana, 1679 nucleotides long. Its product is annotated as lymphocyte antigen 6E-like. The transcript has 3 exons. Bases 56 to 436 code for a protein of 126 amino acids. NCBI's taxonomy places the organism in Eukaryota, Metazoa, Chordata, Lepidosauria, Squamata, Rhineuridae. Gene Ontology annotation, molecular function: acetylcholine receptor inhibitor activity. The record is from RefSeq and is a predicted model, not a curated record.
ACAAGUAUAUAAUGAUGCCAGCCAUCUGGCAUAGGCUCCAGAGACUGUUGCAACAAUGAAGACUCUGCUUGGUACCCUGCUGGUGGCAUUCGUAUGCACAGGAACAGUGCACUCCUUGUGGUGCUACCGGUGUGAAAAUGAACCUUCCAACUGGAACUGUAUGAAGAUGGUGAAGUGUGCAGAAACAGAAAACUACUGUACCACAGUCAUCUCCACUUCAGGAAUAGGCAAGAACAGUGCAUACCAGCUUAGUAAGAGAUGCACUCCAACUUGUACAGAGAACUUCAUAGACACGGGCGUGACCUCCGUCUCGACUAAAUGUUGCAACCAUUCCCUCUGCAACAUCAGUGGGGCCGCCAGUGUGAAAACAAGUGGCCUGGUGUUGGCUAUGGGCAUCCUGGCUAGUUUCUUCUACAUUUUCCGGUCUUCCUUGUGAGGAAGUGUUGGAAGGGGGAACCUCAAAUUUCCCACCUAAAAGACUAGCAAACGUCGUUCCCCUUGCCACGUUUAAGAUCAAGAAUUCCCCAUGGACAGCAAACGCUUUCUCCUGGAGCAUUGCAGAGGGGAUAGUUGCCCUAAAUGCUAACACUGCACUAUGGUGGGUGCCUUUCUUGGCCCACCUCUAUGUCAGGUUCUUAUGUUAUUACUUGUUCUUGCAGGGCAUGGAGCUUCUUUUUGUAAAUAUCCUUGCCAUUGGCCCCCUCACAUCUGCCCAGAACCCUCUUACUCCUCUUUGCUGCCCUAGUAAAUUCUGCACUGGAAAAUUGGCAAACAGCAGGCUGCAGAUGGGGGUUUGCAUAUCUUGAUGCCCCCAGCCAGUUGACUGUGUUGCUCCUUCAUCCCUUGAUAUACCUCUCUUACAAUUCCCCCCCCAGUAACCAGAUAAAGCAGCUGAUGAUUCUUGUCCUCCAAUUGCCCCAUCAUUUGGCUCCAAAGCUUCCGGUCACUUCCAGAAAACCUGUUUAUUGAGCAUUCAUUCUGAUUUGUUUGCACAAAGUUUGUGGGGAGGUUAGAUGAUGUCAGCUAUUUAUUGAGCAUACAUUCUGAUAGGGGAGGUUAGAUGAUGUUGCAUGAAGCAAAUGUUAUCUCACGCUUUCCAGUUCAUUUCCCUGUCCUUGUUGCAAAAAGUCCCGGGGGGGGGGGGCGGCAGCGGCGAAGGAGAGCAGGCUUGUUUGUGCAAGAGCUCUCCAUCAAUUCUGUGCAGCUGCAGUCUGUCAGUCUGUCAGAAUGUGAGUGAACCCUACCUGAAAUUGGCGACAUCUGCCACAUGGACUCAAGCUGGUUCAGUGACCAUUCCUUCUUACCUUUCCCAGGCAAAUAAUUCUACUUGGGGAAAAAUGCGUGUGUGCAUUUUGGGUGGCAGUUGCUAGAGAUGCUACACCAAUCUUACAAUUCCUGGGAUUCCAGUAGAACCAGGUUUAUAGUAAACUGUAACUGGAUCAGGCCAGGCCGCACUGGUUGGAGGGGCACAGGGUCAAAAGGCAGAGGUGAAAAGGGGGAGCAUUUGCCUGGCAUCUCUCUGGGAGGGAGAAGGCUGAAGCAGACGGAGGCUGAAGAGACACGUCCUGCAGACUUGUCUCUCCUGCUUUGCACCUUCCUCCAGAUUUGAUGUCCUAUUCUGCUGUUUUGUUCCUGUGAUUUGUAAAGUUGGAUGACGUUAAUAAAGUUUUGCCACUUAA